Canis lupus familiaris (dog) is the source of this 4999-nucleotide messenger RNA. RefSeq names its product astrotactin 1 (gene ASTN1). Gene Ontology annotation, biological process: neuron cell-cell adhesion; neuron migration. The transcript has 23 exons. The coding region runs from base 55 to 3972 and encodes 1305 amino acids. Gene Ontology annotation, molecular function: protein binding. NCBI's taxonomy places the organism in Eukaryota, Metazoa, Chordata, Mammalia, Carnivora, Canidae. The record is from RefSeq and is a predicted model, not a curated record.
GCUCGCCGCCUCCCCCACCUUCGCGGCGCCGGAGGAAGGCGGCCGGGGCUCAAGAUGGCUUUAGCCGGGCUGUGCGCCCUGAUCGCCUGCUGCUGGGCGCCGGCAGCGGUGCUGGCCACGGCCGCCGGCGACGUGGACGCGUCCAAGGAGCUGGAGUGCAAGCUCAAGAGCAUCACGGUGUCGGCGCUGCCCUUCCUGCGCGAGAACGACCUGAGCAUCAUGCACAGCCCCUCGGCCUCCGAGCCCAAGCUCCUCUUCUCGGUGCGCAACGACUUCCCGGGAGAAAUGGUCGUGGUGGACGACCUGGAAAACACGGAGCUGCCCUACUUCGUGCUGGAGAUCUCAGGGAACACAGAAGACAUCCCUCUGGUGCGCUGGAGACAGCAGUGGCUGGAGAAUGGCACUUUGCUUUUUCACAUUCAUCACCAAGAUGGUGCCCCCAGCCUUCCUGGACAAGACCCAACUGAAGAACCCCAGCAUGAGUCAGCAGAAGAGGAACUGAGGAUCCUGCACAUCUCUGUCAUGGGUGGCAUGAUUGCUCUCCUGCUGUCCAUCUUGUGCCUGGUCAUGAUCCUGUACACUCGCCGGCGCUGGUGCAAGCGCCGCCGGGUCCCCCAGCCCCAGAAGAGCGCCAGUGCUGAGGCAGCCAAUGAGAUUCACUACAUUCCCUCUGUGCUAAUCGGUGGGCAUGGACGGGAGAGUUUGCGCAAUGCCCGCGUGCAAGGCCAUAACUCCAGUGGCACCCUGAGCAUCCGGGAGACCCCCAUCCUGGAUGGCUAUGAGUACGACAUCACGGACCUGCGCCACCACCUGCAGAGGGAGUGCAUGAAUGGAGGGGAGGACUUUGCCAGCCAGGUCACUCGCACCCUGGACUCCCUGCAGGGCUGCAACGAGAAGGCGGGGAUGGACCUCACUCCAGGAAGUGACAAUGCCAAGCUGUCAUUGAUGAACAAGUACAAGGAUAACAUCAUUGCCACCAGCCCUGUGGACUCGAACCACCAGCAGGCCACUCUGCUCUCACACACCUCCAGCAGUCAGAGGAAGCGGAUCAACAACAAGGCAAGAGCUGGUUCCGCCUUCCUGAACCCUGAAGGCGAUUCUGGCACAGAGACAGAGAAUGACCCCCAGCUGACCUUCUACACCGACCCCUCGCGGAGCCGGAGGACGCAGCCGAGGUGGGAAGUGGGCUCUCCCCGAAGUCCUGUGAAUAAGACCACUUUGACGCUGAUCAGCAUCACCAGCUGUGUGAUUGGCCUCGUGUGCUCCUCCCACGUCAGCUGCCCCCUCGUUGUCAAAAUCACCCUGCACGUCCCUGAGCACCUGAUCGCUGAUGGGAGCCGCUUCAUCCUGCUCGAGGGGAGCCAGCUGGAUGCCAGUGACUGGCUGAACCCAGCUCAAGUGGUGCUCUUCUCUCAGCAGAACUCCAGUGGGCCCUGGGCCAUGGACCUCUGUGCCCGACGGCUCCUGGACCCCUGUGAACACCAAUGCGACCCCGAAACUGGUAGGCAGGAGCACCGGGCAGCGGGGGAAUGCCUCUGCUACGAAGGGUACAUGAAGGAUCCAGUACACAAGCACCUUUGCAUUCGGAACGAAUGGGGCACAAACCAGGGGCCUUGGCCUUACACGAUAUUUCAGCGGGGCUUUGACCUGGUUUUGGGAGAACAGCCUUCUGAUAAAAUAUUCAGAUUCACCUACACCCUUGGGGAGGGCAUGUGGCUGCCCCUCAGCAAGAGCUUCGUGAUCCCACCAGCCGAACUGGCCAUUAACCCUUCAGCCAAGUGCAAGACGGACAUGACCGUGAUGGAGGACGCCGUGGAGGUCAGAGAGGAGUUGAUGACCUCGUCCUCCUUUGACAGCCUGGAGGUUCUGCUGGACUCCUUCGGGCCGGUGCGCGACUGCAGCAGGGACAACGGGGGCUGCAGCAAGAACUUCCGCUGCAUCUCAGACCGCAAGCUCGACUCCACUGGUUGCGUGUGCCCGUCGGGACUGAGCCCCAUGAAGGACAGCUCUGGCUGCUAUGACCGCCACAUUGGGGUGGACUGCUCAGAUGGCUUCAAUGGCGGCUGCGAGCAGCUGUGCCUCCAGCAGAUGGCACCCUUCCCGGAUGACCCAACCUUGUACAACAUCCUCAUGUUCUGCGGGUGCAUCGAGGAUUACAAGCUUGGUGUGGAUGGUCGUUCUUGCCAACUCAUCACGGAGACCUGCCCAGAGGGAGGAGACUGUGGGGAAAGCAGGGAGGUUCCCAUGAACCAGACCCUCUUUGGAGAGAUGUUCUUUGGUUACAACAACCAUUCCAAGGAAGUGGCUGCAGGACAAGUGUUGAAAGGAACAUUCAGGCAAAACAACUUUGCUCGAGGUUUAGAUCAGCAACUGCCAGAUGGUCUUGUGGUGGCCACUGUCCCCCUGGAGAAUCAGUGCCUGGAGGAAAUCUCGGAGCCCACCCCCGACCCUGAGUUCCUGACUGGGAUGGUGAACUUCAGUGAGGUGUCUGGAUACCCUGUGUUGCAGCACUGGAAGGUCCGGUCUGUGAUGUACCACAUCAAACUCAACCAAGUGGCCGUCUCUCAGGCCCUCAGCAAUGCGCUCCACUCCCUGGACGGGGCUACGUCUCGCGGGGAUUUUGUGGCCUUGUUGGACCAGUUUGGCAACCAUUACAUCCAGGAAGCAAUCUAUGGCUUUGAGGAGUCCUGUUCCAUCUGGUACCCAAACAAGCAGGUCCAGCGGCGACUCUGGCUGGAAUAUGAAGACAUCAGCAAAGGCAACUCCCCAUCUGACGAGUCAGAGGAGCGGGAAAGAGACCCCAAGGUGCUGACAUUCCCAGAAUACAUCGCCAGCCUGUCGGAGUCUGGCACCAAGCGCAUGGCGGCUGGAGUCCGCAUGGAAUGCCAAAGCAAGGGACGAUGCCCCUCAUCCUGCCCCCUGUGUCAUGUGACAUCCAGCCCUGACACUCCUGCUGAGCCAGUUCUGCUGGAGGUGACCAGAGCAGCCCCCAUCUAUGAACUGGUGACCAAUAACCAGACCCAGAGGCUCUUACAGGAGGCCACCAUGAGCUCCCUCUGGUGCUCAGGGACCGGAGAUGUCAUCGAGGACUGGUGUCGAUGUGACUCCACCGCUUUUGGAGCUGAUGGACUCCCCACCUGUGCGCCCCUCCCGCAGCCGGUGCUGAGACUCUCCACGGUCCAUGAGCCCAGCAGCACUCUGGUAGUCCUGGAGUGGGAACACUCAGAGCCUCCAAUCGGGGUGCAGAUUGUAGAUUACCUCAUCCGCCAAGAAAAGGUCACUGACAGGAUGGACCACUCCAAAGUGGAGACAGAAACGGUGCUGAGCUUUGUGGACGACAUCAUCUCUGGAGCAAAGUCGCCUUGUGCCAUGCCCUCUCAGGUGCCAGACAAGCAGCUCACCACCAUCUCUCUGAUCAUCCGAUGUCUGGAACCGGACACCAUCUACAUGUUCACACUGUGGGGAGUCGACAACACCGGACGGCGCUCCAGGCCCAGUGAUGUCAUCGUGAAGACCCCUUGCCCCGUGGUGGAUGAUGUCAAAGCUCAAGAAAUAGCAGACAAGAUCUACAAUCUCUUCAAUGGCUAUACCAGUGGGAAGGAGCAACAGACGGCCUAUAAUACCCUCCUGGAUCUGGGUUCCCCCACCCUACAUCGAGUCCUCUACCAUUAUAACCAGCACUAUGAGAGUUUUGGAGAGUUCACUUGGCGGUGUGAGGAUGAAUUAGGUCCCAGGAAAGCUGGCCUCAUCCUUUCCCAGUUGGGGGAUCUCAGCAGUUGGUGCAAUGGCCUCCUCCAGGAACCCAAGAUAAGCUUGCGACGUGGCUCCCUUAAGUACCUGGGCUGCCGCUACAGCGAGAUCAAGCCCUACGGACUGGACUGGUCAGAGCUCAGCCGAGACCUCAGGAAGACAUGCGAGGAGCAGACCCUGAGCGUCCCUUACAACGACUAUGGGGACAGCAAAGAUAUCUAGCGCCAUGAUGCCAGACGGUGGCUGCCAAAAGGAAGCAGGAAGAGAGGAGAGGAACAUCUGGGUUGGUCUGUGGAUUUUUAAUAUUUUUUAAUGGAACAUUAAAACCUCUAAACCAGGGAGAGACAAUAUCUAAACCAGGGAGAAAUUGACCCUUGCUCCCUGUAGAACUUCUUUGGUAUGACAUUCUCCAUCUGCAUGAUCAGUAGACCUGCCAACCAGCAGCCUCAUGCAGUGCCAUUUCUCUUUAGGGGAUUAUUUGGGGGCUUGUUUGACAGUUGAUUUGUUUCAUUUUUUUUCUCCCCAAGAGGUUCAUCACAAUGCUCAAGAGUUCUCUCAUGCUUCCCAUGAAAGGUCUAUCAGGUUGAGGCAUCCUGUGCUCAACUGAGUCCCUUACAACUGGGGACAGAAAUGAGGUCAGAAAGCCACCAGACUGGCCUCAGGCCCCAGCCUCAAGCAUUCCUCAGGAAGCAUCUCACUCUGGGAGCCUAAGCUCUGCUCACAGAGAAAGAUGACCACGGGAAGAUUGGGAGGGUGACCUCUGUUAGGCCUCAUGGCCCCCCCGAGGCCUUCCUGUUGCUCGAUUCACACCUCACAGAUGAACCGAGCCUCCGAUAUGGGUCCCAGCUGGCCUUUGGGAUUUUUAGGUCCUCACCCAUUUUAAGACAGGAUUGGGAUGAAAUCUCCCUCUGGCAGAUCUCUGCCUCUCCUCUAAACAGUAUGAUAUCUUUAGGAGGCAACAAAACUCUACCUGUCAAAUGCGCCUUCAAAACAGUCUACUGGGAAACUAGGGAGUUAGCAGUCACAUUCUAGAAAAGAAGUAGAGUUGAUUGUUCUAAUAACUCCCGUGCCUCAAGAUGAUGUUCUCCAGACCACCAAUGUACAUGGCAUUCCUGGAUUCUCUUUAGUGCCCGCAUCACUCACCCUGGACAGUGAAGGCUGGGCCGAUGCCUCCUCUGGUCCAGGAGGAGCUGAUAUGAGACCUCCAUGUCAGUGUUUCAGUGAACUAAAGCUAUUACUGAUCACAAAA